Messenger RNA from Rubroshorea leprosula, 556 nucleotides. The record is from the annotation of a GenBank genome assembly. NCBI's taxonomy places the organism in Eukaryota, Viridiplantae, Streptophyta, Magnoliopsida, Malvales, Dipterocarpaceae.
UCAUAUCUAGCUCUGCCACUUCCCUUCGAGAAGGAAAGAGAGACAUUAGCAAAGAAAGAUAGUGGAGAGCAAUAGUGAAGAAGCAAAGAAAUGGCCCUAAUUUCCACUCAUAGCCCUUGGCUUUUCGUUUUUGGUCUUCUAGGCAACAUUUCCUCGUUUGUGGUUUUCCUAGCUCCAAUACCGACUUUCUAUCGGAUUUGGAAGAAGAAAUCAACCGAGGGCUUUCACUCUAUUCCAUAUUUGAUUGCCCUCUUCAGUGCAAUGCUUUGGAUCUCCUACGCCUUACUCAAAGCUGAUGCUUUCCUUCUCAUCACCAUCAAUGCUUUUGGUUGCUUCAUUGAGACCAUUUACAUUGUUUUCUACAUCACUUAUGCCCCAAGGAAAGCGAGGGUAAAAAAAUAAAUUUAUAUAUGUAUAAAAAGGGAAAAAAACAAAUAUUCUUGUUCUUUUUGCAAGAGAAUGAAUCUUACAUGUUGUCUAAUUAUCUUAAACUGAUAUUUGUAAAUGCAGAUAUUUACCUUGACAUUACUUCUUUUAUUAAAUUUUAUGGGAUUCU